UCUAGAGAGUAAUACGGUUAUAAUAUUAAUGCAUGCGUUUAAUUAAUAUACACCACGAGUCUCAACGACUCGCCGAAAUGUAAGAUGAUUUCAGUUGGUAAAUUGUGCUUAAUGUGACAAUAAAUCACUAUUCAUUGUCCACUGACUUUCCCCCAUCACAUGCGAUGAGCCGAUGAGACCCCCUGAUAUAGAUCAAUUAAACGCUUACAUUCAUUUUUUCCCCACGAUACUUAAUUUUUAAUAUAAUUAUUUGGUGACGUCGCUCCUAAUUAUUAUUUAAAAAAGAUUCGUAGCAAGAAUCCGCGAGCAAAACUAAACGUUGCGCGAAUAACAUUAAGGGAUACGAUUUAAAUUGUGGGGGAAAAAGACCUUUUGUUUUGAUCAUCAGGUCCUACUGAAGUAUUUUCACUGAAAGCGGUGGCUUCACGUGUGAAGUUGUUCCGCAAAACAAGAACUAUUUUUGACCACUGCAAAAUGAUCACCAGUUCUCCGUUUGCUGACCCGCGCUCCCGCGCUCCCGCAUAUUCGGUCACAAAUAUUCUAUGCUAAUAAUCAUAUAUUUGCACACCAACUUACAAACAGCCAGGCAGAUGAUCUAUUUCUCAACAUAAGCACAAAUUCCAUACAUAUGUAUUUACUUAGUGGCGGACACGCACAUGCAAAGACAAUAUAUAUAUAUUUACAAACUCGCUUAUACAUGUAUACACACGUAGGGUUAAUGUCCGCGCGCACACACACACACAUACACAUAUAUAUAUUCUACAUAAAUUAGGAAAAGCACAUAUCGUAGCGAUUGUCGGCUUACGAGCGGCAUAUUUAUAAAUACUCUGGUAAUUUAUAAUUCGGAAGUUAAACAGGGAACGGCUCGAAGUUAAACGCCCUCAAUUGUUACAACUUCGAGUUUCGAGAAUUUGGAAACAGCGCGGCUCAAUUUAGAAAUAAUAAAACAUUUUUAAAGAAAUCCCUAAUCGCAUGACAGCAACAAACGCAAAAAGCUCUCGCCAACAGCCAGUUUCAUUGUGGGAAAAAAACCAAACUGUGAUUUAUUACUGGCUGGCCCAGGCAAAGAAAUGCGAAUUCAUGUUUAUAGUGUUGGAAGGGAGGGGGUGAAAUCUUUCAAAUGCCCCGGAAGCUCAUGUAUCCGUAGAAUAAACAUUCUGGAUUUAAACAUCUUUACUCGUCUUGUUUGGAAUGACGGCUUUAACGGACAGCAAGAUUCCUUCGGGCUCAGGCAGCGAUUCAUUUAAACACAACCCCGCGGAUGGGCCGAAGGGCCCGUUUCCAUGCUGCAUCUUUCAAUCAACCCCGCCUGCUUGACAUUUGAGGGAUCGCGUUGAAAUAAGCAGGCUUCCUCUUUUAGUAAAUUGGAGAUGUGUGUAACACCAGAGAAGACACAUUGCUAUUCCUGGUGUAAAAUGCAGGAAUGAUCAGCGCGUCGCCCAGUUACUGUUAAUAGACAGAACCACAAUUAUAUUUAUUAUAUAUUAUAAUAAUUAGGAGCGACGUUAUUAUUUAUCGUCAUUUACUCGUUUUUAAUUUGGUAGUAUUAAAUUUUGGUUGAUUCUAAUAAAGGAUGGAGUUUUUAUUGUGUGCGUAUAGAUGUAAGCGCGUGUGAGAGAGGUGUUGUAUUGUAUAUGGUGUGUAAACGUACAUGCAGUUCAUAGAGUCAUAGAGUCAUACAGCACGGAAACAGGCCCUUCGGAUCAGUUUGUCCAUGCCGACCAAGAUGCUAGUGCCAGCUGCCCGCGUUUGUUCCAUAUCCUUCUAAACCUUUGCAGGUUUGUGGAAUGGUGUUCUAAAUCUCACCAUGUUUCUGUGUGGCUUUGAUGUGUGUGUGUGUGUGCGUGUGUGUGUGUGUGUGUGUGUGUGUGUGUGUGUGUGUGUGUGUGUGUGUGUGUGUGUGUGUGCGCGCCUGUGUGUGUGUGUGUGUGUGUGUGUGUGUGUGUGUGUGUGUGUGUGUGUGUGUGUGUGUGCGUGUGUGUGUGUGUGUGUGCGUGUGUGUGCGCGCCUGUGUGUGUGUAUAUGAGAGAGAGAGUUUGUGUGUACAUACUCGGGACUUUCCAGCGGUUCAUCUGUAGGCCGAACGUUCGGUCUCCAAUUGGAGGCAGUCAGCUCUCCAGCUCCUUCGCUUGCAGAGAGAGGAAACAGCGAGCUGGAUUUUGCAAAGAGGGGCGAUUAAACUGGCGGAUCUCUUCCUAAAUUCAUUGCUAAAUGAUGCUUCCAAGUCCGGUCACAACGACGCCGUUCUCAGUCAAAGACAUCCUGAAUUUGGAGCAGCAAUCUCGCCAGCAAGCGACGCAUCAUCUGCGGCAGGAGUUACCCGCUCAGUUUCACUCGCCGUCUUCCUGCAUGCAUGCCGCGGGAGACAUAACCAGCUUCUCUGACGGCGAGGAGAAAAUCUCCUUUCUGAGCACUCUAUCCGUGCGGGACAGUCAGGGCGAAGUGAGUCUCUCUCCCGAGGUUUACGUUCACGGAACACUCAGGAGUCCGUGUGAAAACAAUUUGGAAGACGUGAUACUAUCGGGUGAAGUCAAAAAAACCUGCAUCUUAAAGAAGUCUCCGGAGAGCGAGGAUAACAAGAUUGAUGAUACGGAGAGACCGAAGCAGCGGCAAAGACGGAAACCUCGUGUGCUUUUCUCGCAGACGCAGGUGUUUGAACUAGAGAGAAGGUUUAAACAACAGCGGUACCUGUCCGCCCCGGAGAGAGAACACCUGGCGAACUCUCUUAAACUGACCUCUACCCAAGUCAAGAUCUGGUUUCAAAACCGGCGUUACAAGUGCAAAAGGCAACGUCAGGACAAAUCGUUGGAACUCGCCGGCCACCAUCACCCACCUCCUCCCAGGCGAGUGGCCGUCCCCGUACUAGUCCGGGACGGCAAGCCGUGCAUAGCAGGAUCCCAAAGUUACAGCAGUCCUUACGGCGUGGGGGGCAACGCGUAUGCUUACAACGGCUACCCAUCCUCGUACGCCGGUUACGGCGGCAGCCCGGUCUACAAUGCAAACUAUACCUACACCAGCAUCCCAUCGCUGCAAACCUCCACGGUCCACAACGCCUUCAUGAAUGUGGACCUCAGUAACGUUAAUGGCACGGUGCAGACCCAAUCUCAUCCAGUAAACGCCAUGCCCGCCUGCCAAGGCACACUGCAAGGUAUCAGGGCCUGGUAAGGUGACUGUGAGCCCAGACGUACUUGGAUGUAUUCAGAUUGCUCUGAACAUUUUAAGUGUAGGUGGUUCAAAGAUAACAAAGGCCACCAUUGAGAUCAGACUUCAAGAGUCCCUGCCUGGAGAAGCCAGUAUGGAUUGUUAUCCGGUGAGAAUCAACGCGCCAAAUAUUAUCCUCGGUCGCUGCGUGUAUGUUGCAUAUUACUCCCUAACCCCUGUAAUUGCUCGCUGUAUAAUUUGAUCGGCUUCCACGAGGUCAAUGAGCCACGUUCUUCUCCCUUGAAUUGCGUUAACUAACGAUGGACACUGA
Molecule: messenger RNA, 3472 nt
Organism: Leucoraja erinaceus (little skate)
Lineage: Eukaryota; Metazoa; Chordata; Chondrichthyes; Rajiformes; Rajidae
Gene: nkx2.3
Product: NK2 homeobox 3
Exons: 3
Coding region: 2212-3165 (317 amino acids)
Biological process (GO): cell differentiation; regulation of transcription by RNA polymerase II
Cellular component (GO): nucleus
Molecular function (GO): DNA-binding transcription factor activity, RNA polymerase II-specific; RNA polymerase II cis-regulatory region sequence-specific DNA binding
Source: RefSeq, a predicted model, not a curated record